Rosa chinensis is the source of this 712-nucleotide messenger RNA. Its product is annotated as 40S ribosomal protein S23. Gene Ontology annotation, molecular function: structural constituent of ribosome. The record is from RefSeq and is a predicted model, not a curated record. Lineage: Eukaryota; Viridiplantae; Streptophyta; Magnoliopsida; Rosales; Rosaceae. Gene Ontology annotation, cellular component: cytosolic small ribosomal subunit; ribosome. The transcript is spliced from 4 exons. The coding region runs from base 143 to 571 and encodes 142 amino acids. Gene Ontology annotation, biological process: translation.
GCCCAAAAGAAGGAGGUAGGUAUAUUUAAGAGGUAGAAUAAGGCACUAGGGUUUCUCAUUGCCUAAAAGCUCUUAUUGCUCCCUGCCGCGCCGAAGCUCUCUAUUCGCAGUCGUUGCUUGAGGCUCUUCGCGUUCGGUCAUCAUGGGGAAAACACGUGGAAUGGGAGCAGCUCGCAAGCUGAAGGACCACCGCAGAAGGCAAAGGUGGGCUGACAAGUCAUACAAGAAGUCACAUCUUGGAAAUGAGUGGAAGAAGCCAUUUGCUGGAUCUUCCCAUGCUAAGGGCAUUGUUCUUGAGAAGAUUGGUAUUGAGGCUAAGCAGCCUAACUCUGCCAUUAGAAAGUGUGCUAGAGUCCAGCUUAUCAAGAAUGGGAAGAAGAUUGCUGCCUUUGUGCCCAACGAUGGUUGCUUGAACUACAUUGAAGAGAAUGACGAGGUGUUGAUUGCUGGGUUUGGACGUAAAGGUCAUGCUGUUGGUGAUAUUCCCGGAGUUAGGUUCAAGGUUGUGAAGGUCUCUGGGGUGUCUCUCUUGGCCUUGUUCAAGGAGAAGAAGGAGAAGCCAAGAUCUUAAGUGAUGUUUUAUCUGUUGUGCUGCAAAAAUGUUUUGAUUUAGAUACAAUUUUGUCAUCACUUUAAGACCAUGCUUGGUAAUCAGAUGCUUAAGUUUUAUUUUUUAAAAUUUCCAUGAUGGUUUCGUUUCUAAUCUCUUCUA